ACCAUUCGGGAACCUCCAGCUGCCAAGAAGCUUGCCCGAGUCUACAGUCUUCAAUCGCUGACACUCCCUCUUUCAUGAGAACAGCACUUUGGAGUCUCUUUAAGAUUCAAUCUCAUUACCCUAAUUAUUCUCCGCGAUGUAAAAUUUCUCCAAAUAAUUCACAAGUACAGUUUAAAUGCUCGAGAUUCGACCAUUCGCAGACGGGAUCGGCUUUAAUUAGCAACUGAAUGGCAUAAAUCUGUAUGUUUUUAUACCAUGGGUGGUCUUAAAUCCAAGUGGAGGGUUAUCACGGUGGUGAUAUUUGCAGUAUGCGCGGGUUUAGCUGGAUUGAUGGAGCUGCUGAAGCCUGUUCCGAACGGCUGCAAUAUGACCUACAUGUACCCCACUUACAUUCCCAUUUCUGCUGCCAACAACAUUUCCGCGGGGAAAUAUGGACUGUAUUUGUACCACGAAGGCUGGAGAAAGAUCGACUAUGAUGCGCACCUCAAGCAGCUAUCUGGUGUGCCCGUGCUUUUUAUUCCAGGCAAUGGCGGCAGCUACAAACAGGCAGGUGCGCUCAUUGGCAGCAGAGUCAGAUCGAGCAUUUCAAGGAGGUCCUCUAGAGUCCACUUUUUAUCAGGAAUCUUCCUUCACACCUGAAGAGGCAGGUCUAAGUUCUAGUUCAAAUGGAAGACAGGAGGAGGAUAUGCGGACAAUUUUUUCAAGUAUUAGAGGACAAAACCAAUAUCCAAAUGUUCUCGAUUGGUUUGCUGUCGAUCUUGAAGGCGAACAUUCUGCCAUGGAUGGUCGCAUACUUGAAGAACAUACAGAAUAUGUAGUACAAGCCAUUCACAGGGUCUUGGAUAGGUACAAGGAGUCUUUUAAUACUAGGUUGAAAGAUAGUAAAGAGAACUCUGGAAUUCUGCCAACCAGUGUAAUUUUGGUGGGUCAUUCAAUGGGAGGAUUUGUUGCUAGAGCAGCAGUUGUGCACCCUAAUUUGAGAAAAGGUGUAGUAGAGACCAUUAUCACUCUUUCGAGUCCACAUCGGUCACCACCAGUUGCAUUGCAACCAUCUCUUGGCCAUUUCUUUUCACAAGUGAACAAAGCUUGGAGGAAUGGAUAUCAAAUUCAGAGGACAAGAUCAGGUCGCUGGGUGUCUGAUCCGAUGCUGUCCAAUGUUGUAGUUAUAUCCAUUUCUGGUGGUAUUCAUGACUAUCAGGUACGUUCGACAUUGGCAUCUCUAGAAGGAAUUGUUCCACCCACACAUGGAUUGACAAUCGGUGCUACAGGAAUGAGGGAUGUGUGGCUAUCCAUGGAACAUCAGUCAAUUCUAUGGUGCAAUCAGUUGGUUAUACAGGUCGCACAUGCAAUGCUUCAUUUAAUAGACCAGAAUACGGGCCAACCAUUAUCAAGCACACAAAAGAGGCUAGCGGUAUUUAUCUCAACUCUUCGUAGUGGGAUACCUCAAAAUUUUGGUUGGAUGAGCAGUGUUCAAUUACAACAUUAUGCCAAACAUUUACCAAUCACAGUAGAAGAGCUGGGUAUUUCAGGGAAGCCUGGAUGGAUGAAAGAUCAAUUUUCCUGUCCUGGGUCAACUAAGUGGGCAGAUGAUAGCCGGGAAAGAGAUUUAUACAUUGAGGGGACAACUGUAACAGUUUUGGCUAUGGAUGGAAGGAGGAGAUGGAUGGACAUAAAGAAACUGGCUUCUGAUGGCAAAGAUAACUUUAUUUUUGUUACAAACCUAGCUCCUUGUGUUGGAGUCAGAAUUCAUCUAUGGCCUGAGAAAAGCAAAUUGUCUUUGAGAGAGAAGGUACCUGCAAUUAAAAGGGUAGUGGAGGUAACAUCUAAGAUGGUAAAUAUUCCAGCAGGACCGGCACCAAGACAGAUUGAACCUGGAAGCCAAACAGAACAGGCUCCUCCUUCAGCUGUCCUCUGUCUUGAUCCAGAUGAGCUACAUGGUUUUCGCUUUUUGACAAUAUCUGUUGCACCUCGUCCGACAAUUUCUGGACGACCACCUCCAGCAGCGUCAAUGGCUGUUGGUCAGUUUUUUAAUCCAAGACAAGGGAGAGUCAAAUUUUCUCCACAGUUGCUGCUGCAGUCAAGUUACAAGGAACAGGACUUGAUACUGCAGGAUAAUCAUCCUUUGAUUCUGAACUUAUCAUUCUCCAUAAGCAUGGGAAUUUUACCUGUUACUCUUAAAGUCAAAACAUUAGGUUGUGGAAUAAAAGAUUCUGUACUUCCAAAUGAACAAAUAGGCGAUGAAGAGCACAGCAGUCUUUGCAAGUUACGAUGUUUUCCUCCAGUUGUGCUUGUUUGGGAUACAGAGUCUGGCCUAACUGUCAUUCCAAAUUUAUACUCUGAUACAAUUGCGAUGGAUUCUUCUCCUGCAUUAUGGGGUUCAAGACAUGAUUCCGAAAAAACUACUUUGUUGCUCAUGGUAGAUCCACAUUGCUCCUAUAAAAUAAGUUCAUCAAUCUCUCUUAGUGCUGCUGCAAGCAAAUUUAUACUUCUACAUGGGUCACAGAUCAUCGGGUUUAUGAUGUCAAUUCUCUUUUUUAUGUUGAUGAAACAAGCACGUGCUUGGGAGCUAGAUUUGCCCAUUCCGUCUGUAUUGUCUGCAGUAGAGUCUAAUUUGAGAUUGCCUUUAUCAUUCAGCUUUUUAGCAUUAGGCCCAUUGGUUGUUCAUAUGGGUUUAGCGGUGUUUGCAAAAGAACCUACUCCUCCUUUAGCUAGUUUUGUGAUGGUAUCUUUGGUUUGCUAUACAUUUGCAAAUGGGGCUGUGGUUAUUCUUACUUUGAGUACGCAGCUUUUUUUCUAUGUGGCCGCAUCAAUUCAAGUCUUCUUCAAACAAAGGUGGCAAGCUUGGGAGCACAGACUGCAUGUAGAUUUUGUUAGUCGAUUCUUGGAUCGUUUCUCCAUCCUAUCAAGUUUCCAGGUCUCAUUUAUUUUCUUGAUGAUAAUCAAGAUGUUGAGGGGGAGACCGACGUUCACGGUUGGUGUGAUUGCAAUAGUGCUCAUCUCUUUUCUUCAUCCAGCUCUGGGAUUGAUUAUCUUGUUAUUGUCUCAUGCAUGGUGUUGCCAUACUGCUCUUUGCAGUUUUUUGGCGACUUCAUUUCGCAGCCAUCGACAUAGAAAGGGUGAUUGGUCAAACUCUAAAUUAAAAGCCGAUAUAUUUCCACCUCAAGCUGAUCGUGUAAUAAUGGAUGGCUUUGAGAUGGAGGGAAAUCAUUCGCCUAAUUCUGCCAUUAGCUUUGGGGACACACAGCUGGAAACUUUUAAUUACCAGCAAGGGAUGCUUUUGUUACAUUUGGCAGCAACGGCCAUGCUGGUUCCAUCCCUUGUGGCUUGGGGACAGAGGCUUGGGAUGGACCAGAGUAUUCCAUGGUUCCUUGACUCAGCUCUUUCACUUGGCAUUGUUCUUCAUGCUUUUUGUGCUUCCAAAGCAAACUACAAUGUUUUAUUAUUUCCUUUCCCGCACUUCUGGGUUACUCGUGUAAAGGAGGCUGGCUUGAGCAUCGUGUAUUGUUUGGCAGGGUUUUACUGUUACUUUUCUGGUUUAGCCUUGGCCCCAUACCGUUCUUUCUAUGCUAUGGCAACAGUUGGUUUAGUUUCGGUAUGCUUUAGGAUAGCUGAGAAAAGAUAUAGAGAAAAAGGAGAUUUUCACUUGAAUAGAAGGCACUCCCACCGGCAUUAACAAUUAUGCGUUAACAAUUUUCUACAAGACGGUGCACUUAAAUUAGCACCAUCGGGUUCAUUCUUUUUCCCAUUAAAUGGUGGCCCAAAGAUCUAGAUCUGCUCUAGCAGGACUGCCUUUUGUAAAAUCAGAAUGAAAGAGAUCAUUAUCACAAGUGAUGAGGAUGGUCAGCAAUUUCAUGAGUUUCAAAUGUGUGAUUUAACCAGUUGAAAAUAGUUUCAUUUAGCAUUUUUUUGAUUGUACCAUUUUUAUGAAAGUGAUCGUUUUUGUCCUA
Molecule: messenger RNA, 3947 nt
Organism: Cryptomeria japonica (Japanese cedar)
Lineage: Eukaryota; Viridiplantae; Streptophyta; Pinopsida; Cupressales; Cupressaceae
Exons: 18
Coding region: 431-3673 (1080 amino acids)
Molecular function (GO): hydrolase activity, acting on ester bonds
Source: RefSeq, a predicted model, not a curated record